AUGAACUCGCGGAAGCCCGCGCCGCCGCCGCCGCGGCCCGUCGCCGCGACGCCGGGCCCGCCGCGCGUUGACCUCGCGGCGAAGGAGGCGCUCGAGAAGCUCGAAGCCGAGCGCGAGCGCGAGCGCGAGGUCGCCCGGGAGGCGGAGGCCGCGAAGGAGCGCGAGCGCGAGCAGAUCCGGCAGCAGCAGCUCGCGGCCGAGGCCCAGGCGCGCGAGCGCGAGGAGCAGCUCCGGCGCGAGCAGGCCGAGGCCAAGCAGCAGGCCGAGGCCGAGGCGGCGGCGCGGCAGCGCGAGGCGGAGCUGCGGGCGCAGCAGGCGCGCGAGGAGCGGCUCCGCCAGGAGCAGGCCCGCGUCGAGCAGGCGCGGCGCGUCCCGGUCGCGCCCCAGCUGGAUCAGACCGUCCCCGUGCAGACGGAGCGCGUCCCGGUCGCGCCCCAGCUGGAUCAGACCGUCCCCGUGCAGACCGAGCGCGUCCCCGUCGCGCCCCAGCUCGAGGAGACCGUCCCCGUGCAGACCGAGCGCGUCCCGGUCGCGCCGCAGAUGGAGGCGACCGCCCCCGUGCAGGCGCAACGCGUGCCGGUCGCGCCCCAGAUGGGCCCCGGCCCGCCGCCGCCGCCGGAGGGCUCGCGCGUGCUCGUGCCCGAGGCGCCCAGCGCCGAGCCCGCGUGGGCGUCCGUGACGUCGGGCGGCGCGCCGCCCGCGGCGCCGAACGCGAAGCCGCUCAAGAGCAUGUCGCCCGUCGAGUUCCAGAAGCAGUGGGCGUCGAACAUCAUCGCCACCGCGGGCCGGCAGAAGAAGCUCGGCGAGCUCAAGCAGGUCAUGGGCGACCUCGCGGACAAGGUCGCCGAGGCCGCGCCGCCGGAGAAUCCCCUGCCUCCGGCCCCCGCCGCCGCGAGCCCCCUGCCUCCGCCCCCGGCCGCCGCGAGCCGCGUGCAGGGCCUGCAGGUGUCGCCGAGCCCCCUGCCGCCGCCUCCCGCCGCCGCGCCGGUGCCCGAGGAGAGCCCCCUGCCUCCCGUCCCCGCCGCCGCGCCGCUGCCCGAGGUGUCGCCGGGCGCGCUGCGCCUGGCGGACAUCUUCGACGGCCGCCUCGGCCCGACGAAGCUCUCGCUCCGGUCCGACGACGCGAUGAUGUCGCUCUCGGGCGUCUUCACGGCCUAUGCCGCGAACAAGCCCGCGUCGGGACGGGACCUCGUCGCCCUCCGCUGCGCCAACGGCGCCGAGAUCGUCAUCGACGCCGCCCGCUGCCGCGACGUGUCCUUCGACGACCGGCGCGCGCCCGACGGCGACGCCGCGCUGAGCGUCUUCUUCUCCAACGUCGACGGCGCGCCCUUCCUCUCCGCGACCCUCGACGGCGGCGGCGGGCCCGCCGCCGCCGCGGCGCGCUGGCGAGAGCUCAAGGAGACCUAUGAGUAA
Aureococcus anophagefferens is the source of this 1413-nucleotide messenger RNA. RefSeq lists its product as hypothetical. Bases 1 to 1413 code for a protein of 470 amino acids. NCBI's taxonomy places the organism in Eukaryota, Pelagophyceae, Pelagomonadales, Pelagomonadaceae. The record is from RefSeq and is a predicted model, not a curated record. The transcript has a single exon.